This is a messenger RNA of Otolemur garnettii (small-eared galago), 3442 nucleotides long. It is a transcript of the gene GTF2H1, whose product is annotated as general transcription factor IIH subunit 1. The transcript is spliced from 16 exons. The record is from RefSeq and is a predicted model, not a curated record. Gene Ontology annotation, biological process: transcription by RNA polymerase II; nucleotide-excision repair; transcription by RNA polymerase I. The coding region runs from base 621 to 2267 and encodes 548 amino acids. NCBI's taxonomy places the organism in Eukaryota, Metazoa, Chordata, Mammalia, Primates, Galagidae. Gene Ontology annotation, cellular component: transcription factor TFIIH holo complex; transcription factor TFIIH core complex.
CUCGUCACGUGAUGGUUACGCCCCUCCUUGCGCGUGGUCCCUCCCCCUCAGGCUGCGUCGCGAUUACGCUCUCUACGGCCUGGAGUUCGAGAGCCGCGGCAGGCUGGAAACACAGCAUCGACCGGGACCGGAGGAGCUCUAGGCCAGAUGGAUGGGCCAGCCAGGAUCCCGGGACCUUUCACCGAUCGCGGCCGGAGAGAAGAAGAGAAACAGGCGGGAACUGGUGGGGGAGGGAGGGAGGGAACCAGCGGAAGGUGUCAUGGCGGCCACGCUCUGCGGUCACGUGUACCCCUGGGCCUCCUAGGUACUUCCGGUCACGUGCCCUCAGACUCCUCGCAGCCAGCGAUGGAGGCGAGACCCCCCGGUAACAGAGGCGGUAGCUACUGCUGCGGCCGCUGGGUUUCAGCCUCUUCUCGGCAGCGGCUCUAAGAAGUGCAGCAGAAUUCGACCCGACCCAAGCCAGUUACUUACUCCCCGCCCAGAGCUGUAGCUUUCAUCUGGUUCUGGUCUCCUUGGCUCAUUAUAAAUUUAUUGAAUAAAUGUAUUACACUGACCCUUUUCCUAUCCAUUCUUGGGAUGGAAUAGCCUGUAAAGACCUAUAAAAGCACCUUUUUGCUAACAUGGCUACUUCAUCUGAAGAAGUUUUACUGAUUGUGAAGAAGGUUCGCCAAAAGAAGCAGGAUGGAGCUCUAUACCUAAUGGCAGAAAGAAUCGCUUGGGCACCCGAAGGCAAAGAUAGAUUUACAAUCAGCCAUAUGUAUGCAGACAUUAAAUGCCAGAAAAUCAGUCCAGAAGGAAAAGCUAAAAUUCAGCUUCAGCUGGUCCUACAUGCAGGGGACACAACUAACUUCCAUUUUUCCAAUGAAAGCACAGCAGUGAAAGAGCGAGAUGCAGUGAAGGACCUUCUUCAGCAGCUGCUGCCUAAAUUCAAGAGGAAAGCAAAUAAAGAACUGGAAGAAAAAAACAGAAUGCUGCAAGAAGACCCUGUUUUGUUUCAGCUUUAUAAAGACCUUGUUGUGAGCCAAGUGAUCAGCGCUGAGGAAUUCUGGGCUAAUCGUUUAAAUGUGAAUGCAGCAGAGAGUUCUUCCACAUCUAAUCAUAAGCAGGAUGUUGGCAUUUCUGCGGCAUUUCUGGCUGAUGUCCGGCCCCAAACUGAUGGCUGCAAUGGUCUGAGAUAUAAUUUAACCUCAGAUAUUAUUGAGUCUAUAUUUAGGACCUAUCCAGCAGUAAAAAUGAAAUAUGCAGAAAAUGUUCCCCACAACAUGACAGAGAAGGAAUUCUGGACACGUUUUUUCCAGUCCCAUUAUUUUCACAGGGACCGGCUGAAUACAGGGUCAAAGGAUCUCUUUGCAGAAUGUGCCAAAAUAGAUGAAAAAGGGUUAAAAACAAUGGUUUCAUUAGGAGUGAAAAAUCCACUACUAGAUUUGACAGCUUUGGAAGAUAAACCAUUAGAUGAGGGUUAUGGCAUUUCCUCUGUGCCAACUACUUCCAAUUCUAAGUCCAUAAAGGAAAAUAGUAAUGCUGCCAUCAUCAAGAGGUUUAACCAUCACAGUGCCAUGGUCCUGGCAGCAGGACUCAGGAAACAAGAAGCACAAAAUGAACAAAAUGGUGAGCCCAGCAGCAUGGAUGGAAAUUCCGGAGAUGCAGACUGUUUUCAGCCAGCAGUAAAAAGGGCGAAGUUACAAGAGUCCAUUGAGUAUGAAGACCUGGCAAAAAAUAAUUCUGUAAAAACGAUUGCACUAAACCUCAAGAAGUCAGAUAGGUAUUACCAUGGUCCAACUCCAAUCCAGUCACUACAGUAUGCAACAAGUCAGGAUAUUAUUAAUUCUUUUCAAAGUAUUAGACAAGAAAUGGAAGCUUAUACACCCAGGUUAACUCAGGUUCUCUCAAGUAGUGCUGCCAGCAGUACCAUUGCAGCACUAUCACCUGGAGGAGCACUUAUGCAGGGAGGAGCACAGCAAGCCAUAAAUCAGAUGGUGCCAAACGAUAUUCAGUCUGAACUGAAACACUUGUAUGUAGCUGUUGGAGAACUACUACGGCAUUUCUGGUCCUGUUUUCCCGUUAAUACACCAUUCCUAGAAGAAAAGGUAGUAAAAAUGAAAAGUAAUUUGGAACGAUUCCAAGUUACAAAGCUCUGCCCAUUCCAAGAAAAAAUUCGGAGACAGUAUUUAAGCACAAAUUUGGUAAGUCACAUAGAAGAGAUGCUCCAGACAGCCUACAACAAGCUCCACACCUGGCAGUCACGGCGCCUGAUGAAGAAAACGUGAAGUAGUCGUGGCACUCACAGGUUUUGUAAGAUUGAAAGAACUGUGACCUGCAGCAACUCUGGAAACCUGGCCUGACAGGCAUGCAGAUGACCACACAGGAGUGAAAAGAAACAUCUGCACCAUGCCAACUCCCAGAGCUGAUGCUAUUGUACUUGCACAUUGGGAACUGAAAGGAAGGAAGGGACUGUGAUUCAACUAAAUACUAGGGAGGUAAAUUAAGGCAGAACCAAAAUGAGCUAAGUUGCAAAUAUAUAUAUAUAUAAAAAUAUAUGUAUGUGUGUAUAUAUAUGCAUAUAUACAUACGUAUAUUUAAAAAGACUGUUUACUGCAGUUACUCAGGAACUGCUUUUGAUUCACAUUAAGCUGCUUUCAGAAAUUUUAAAAAAAGCAAAAAAACACUUUUAAAGGGUGCAUUGAUAAAUUCUGAGGUUUUUUUGGUUUAUUUCUUUUUCUGUGUAAAUUUUUUUUCCUAAGUUUUUGGCACAGGGUAGACCUUAAGUGUUUUUCCUCCAUCCUCCACUUGGAUCCUCAAGUUUUACUGAAUUCUAGUUAUACCUUAUGUCAGCAAGUUAAAGAGAGUACUUUAAAGGAGAGGGAGACUGUUACUCAACCAUCAGGAAACAGUUGUAGUCAGAAGACACAUUGCUCCUGUGUUUCCUACGGAAAUAAGAAACAGAUAUUGCACUGAAUUUUUGUGGUUAGGAGUCCCUAAAUAAUAAAGAGGGAACAUACUUGCAGAAAGUUGUGUGGGGUUUUUUAUGCAGAAUUUUGUCCGAAGACAAUGGCGCUGCAUGUUUUUCUUUGAGUGCAAAUGUACAUUGCUAAGAUUUUUUUAAGAUGGCAUGUGCUUUGAAAAAAGGAAAUUGCAUUUUUAAGAGUUUAAAAAUCUUAUGAGUGAGAAAUAUAAGAAAUCUUAUUUUCACCUCUUUAGAAGAAAUAAAAGAUGUUUCUCAUAUCUCCUUUUCUCUAGUAUUUGACUAUUACUGUCCUUGGCGAAUCGAUAAUCAUUGCAUAGUGACUGAAAAGCCUAAAUGCAAAAAAAAAAAGCAAAGUUCUUGUUUCUGGAAUCUGUGCCAUAUUUUGUUCCUAAUAGGAUCAACUUACUGUUUAAGACUUUAGAUGUCUUGUACUGAAAAUUACACAAAGUAAAACCUUUUAUACAUACUCUUUUAACU